Molecule: messenger RNA, 1227 nt
Organism: Hydatigera taeniaeformis
Lineage: Eukaryota; Metazoa; Platyhelminthes; Cestoda; Cyclophyllidea; Taeniidae
Source: the annotation of a GenBank genome assembly
AUGGGAAGAGAAACGUCUUCCUCUGAUUGUGAUGAUCUGGAUCUUGAAUCUUCUGAAGUCCAGCAGUCGCAUACAAACAAUGCCUUUCAGUCCAAUCGAAUAAAUGUUGUGGAGGCCGAGCUUGAGGAGCUAACCCAGCUCUCAAAGAAACAGUUCGACUUUGAUGGGAAAGGUGUUAGUGGAGAAGAUGGAGCCUAUUGGCGCAGUAGGAAGAACAACAUUGAAAAUUUGAUCAACUUUGGGCCCAUUUACCGAUGUCUGCACAUCCAUAGUGUCUCAGGAGAGAGGUCAGAGUUUGAACACUACUAUUUCACUCAGCGGCGGAAACAAUGUCAACUCAUUCUUAGUCUUUCACCAUCUCAACAGUCAAGCUUGCGAAACUACGGUGAGUUCUUCAGCCGAGUGGUGGGUUUUUUCCUGGUGGACGACUAUCUGCGUCACACUAUGCCAGGUGCUGCAGCAAGCGGAGGAAGCGGUGCAGCUGCAGCGGCCUCCUACUACCAAUCCUAUCUGGCAGAUUUGUGGGGCGCACUGGUGCCACGGCUGACCAAAAUUAUAGCUCGCAAUGCAUCGAGCUGCACCACCACUGGAGAGUUGUUAAGUCUUAAGCACCAUUGUGUGCUUUUUGAGAGGACUAUGGCCAACCUCGGAUUCCAUACAGCUGGACUGAAUGAGAUGGUGGAGUCGGUGAGGAGACAGUUUAGUCACCUACUCAUUGAUCAGUGGAGAAAUCGAUUUGAAGGGAUUUUUAAGAACGACAACUACACUGCCAUUCGGCUCGAGUCUGCUUCCGAUCUAACACCCGAACUGAUUGCCUACCCUUACUGCCGAUCGGUGGAAUUCACUACACAGCCCUAUCCUCGCUCAUUGGUCUUCUCACCCAUGGUGCCGCAAAUCUACGCUGCGGUUGGUGACUACAUCGACGCAUCUGCUCAAUUCAUCGCUGCGCCCUCCGCCGAUAUGGCAUGGACGGAGUUGGAGGACUCUUUGAAUCGUGCUACCAAUAUUCUUUUCACCGACUGUCUUGCUGCUCUUCUUAAUAGCACUCUAGAAGCAGCGGAGACAAAUCUGUUGCGGCUCAUUCAACUGACGAUCAAUUUGUCGGAGUUAGAGGGUGCGUGUGAGCAUCUGCAGACGUACCUGCAUGAGCAUGCACGACCCAAGUUCUUGUCACCAGCAUCGGCAACGACGGCAACAAUUGAAGAUCAGGGUGAUGAGGUAGUAUGA